Messenger RNA from Lepisosteus oculatus (spotted gar), 1690 nucleotides. It is a transcript of the gene zng1a, whose product is annotated as COBW domain containing. Lineage: Eukaryota; Metazoa; Chordata; Actinopteri; Semionotiformes; Lepisosteidae. Gene Ontology annotation, cellular component: cytoplasm. The record is from RefSeq and is a predicted model, not a curated record.
CAGCAUUGUUCUUUUAAGAAAUAGCCACAUUGCUUGAUUUAAAAAAACCUUGACAUUUUUUAUGGAGGUGGAAUUAAACUUGUAUCUUGAGCAGAGAGCGCUUUAUUUCAUUAGAAGGAACCCUAUUUCAUUUCUAUCUGGAGGAAUGGAUAUAAUGAAACACCGGAAGACGGGCAGGGCGUGCAAUGUGCAACGGUGAUCUAUAUAGGUUAAGCCGCGGUUACUAAUAUCGGGUAUUACAGUGACUGCUUUUAGAAGUAUUUCGCUAAAACAGGGGCUUUAAUUUAUUUUAUACAAAGUUUGAACGGUUUCCUUCGAUUACAAUAUAUUCCUCAUCUUAUUUGCAGUUGCUCAACAGCUAAAACAAGAUAUGGAAGAUGUUUUAUUGGAGGAAGGUGAUGACUGUCCUGUACUGGUACCUAUUGAGAACGAAUUGAAUACCCAGGCAGCUCAGAUACCAGUUACAAUCAUUACAGGAUAUUUAGGUGCUGGAAAGACAACUCUUUUAAAUUACAUAUUAACAGAGCAGCACAACAAGAGGAUUGCGGUUAUUCUGAAUGAGUUUGGAGAAGGAAGUGCUUUGGAGAAAUCGCUGGCAGUGAGUCAAGCAGGAGAGCUGUACGAGGAGUGGCUGGAGCUUCGAAAUGGCUGUCUUUGCUGUUCAGUAAAAGAUAAUGGACUCAAAGCCAUCGAGAAUCUCAUGGAGAAAAAGGGAAAGUUUGACUAUAUACUGUUGGAGACAACUGGACUGGCUGAUCCAGGAGCUGUAGCUUCUAUGUUUUGGGUCGAUGCUGAACUGGGAAGCGAUAUUUAUCUCGAUGGUAUUGUAACAGUCAUAGAUGCAAAAUAUGCCAUGCAGCAUCUAACUGAAGAGAAACCAGAGGGACAGAUUAACGAAGCCGCUAGACAGAUUGCUCUGGCCGAUCUUGCCAUCAUCAACAAAACAGACUUAGUUGGGGAAGAGGAACUCUGUCGGCUCAGGGAGGUUGUGAGAUCAACAAAUGGACUAGUCAGGAUCAUUGAAACUCAGAAAUCAAGGGUUGAUCUUUCCAGUGUUUUAGAUCUGCAUUCAUUUGAUAGCAAAGCCGGAGCAAGUUUGCAGGAAAAGCUGCUACACAUUCAAACAACACAACCACAUCUGGACAAGAGUAUUGUCACUGUGACAUUUGAAGUCCCUGGAUGCAUUUCAGAAGAACGCUUAAAUGUAUUUAUUCAGAAUCUCCUGUGGGAGAAGACUAUUAAAAACAAGACUGGCUUGUUAAUGAAUGUCAUACGCUUAAAGGGGAUUCUUUCUAUACAGAACAAACCACAGAAGGUGAUACUCCAGAGUGUUCAUGAGCUGUACGACCUAGAGGAGACUCCACAGAUCUGGGACAGUGAAGAACCUAGAAUCAGUAGACUGGUAUUCAUAGGUAAAAACCUUGACAAGGGUAUCCUAGAGGAAUUAUUCAUCACAACUGUUCUCAACCAAACAAGCAGUGAUUAACUGAAGGACAUCUCCAUGUGAUGCCCACACUUGAGAGAGAUCUAAGAUGUGUUACUUAUUUAAGAGAACCUUAAUUGAAAAGCUAUUCAUCACACCAAAUUAAGGGACUGUAGUGUAGCUACACAGUAAUUAGAGUGGAGUAGAUAAAUUAUCUGUGUACAGAUACAUUUACAUUUUCAAAUAAAGAUGAAAAUUGUUUUUGAA